Messenger RNA from Perca fluviatilis (European perch), 1281 nucleotides. It is a transcript of the gene tfr2, whose product is annotated as transferrin receptor 2. The record is from RefSeq and is a predicted model, not a curated record. Gene Ontology annotation, biological process: endocytic iron import into cell. NCBI's taxonomy places the organism in Eukaryota, Metazoa, Chordata, Actinopteri, Perciformes, Percidae. The transcript has 11 exons. Bases 99 to 1229 code for a protein of 376 amino acids. Gene Ontology annotation, cellular component: external side of plasma membrane.
ACACAGUCAGUCGAGUCAGCAGAGCGAACCAUCCUCCUGGUUCCUCCGAGGGAACCUCUCUGGCCUCCGAGAUCCUCCGGCGCUUCAGGCGGCUCCACAUGGACCACACCUGGACCGAGUCUCUGUACGCCACGCUGCAGUUCCCCGACAGGUCUCAGAGGAGCUCUCUGUGGCUGCUGGACUCUGCAGGACUGAUCUCAGAACAGAUUCCCCUGAACCCAUCUGACUUCUGUCCAUACAGCGCCACAGCAAGUGCCACGGGGGGCGUGGUCUACGCCAACUACGGCCGCCCGGAGGAUUUUAACUGGCUGAAGAGCGCGGGCGUGUCUGUGAUUGGCUCUGUGGUGGUGAUGCGUGUCGGGGGCGGGGUCAGUUUCGCUGAGAAGGUCUGGUUGGCUGAGAGGAGCGGAGGGGGCGGAGCUUUGAUCUACCCCGACCCAGCCGACCUGCCCCAGGACCCCCGGCGCCUCGGACUGAACACACACACCGCCGUGUCUGAACAUGUCCACCUGGGGUCAGGUGACCCCUUCACUCCCGGUUUCCCGUCCUUCAACCACACCCAGUUCCCGCCCAUCCAGUCCUCUGGCCUGCCGCUGAUCCCCGUCCUGCCAAUCAGCGCCACGGUGGCCGCCAAGCUGCUCAGCCAGCUGUCGGGCCCGUCCUGCCCGUCGUCCUGGCGUGGGCGGCUGCCCUACGUGCGCUGCGUGGUCGGCCCAGAGUUCAGCACCGGACGCAGAGUCAAGCUGUCGGUCCACAACGCCCUGACCCCGGUCCUGCUGAACAACAUCUUCUCCUCUCUGACGGGCCGAGUAGAGCCAGACCAGUACAUCAUCCUGGGAGCUCAGAGGGACUCUCUGGGCCCCGGCGCCGUGACCUCCGGAGUCGGGACGGCCCUCCUCCUGGAGCUGGCGCGAACUUUCUCCGCCAUGGUGAAGAAAGGUUUCAGUCCCAGACGCAGUUUGCUGUUCGUCAGCUGGGACGCUGGAGAUUUUGGGAACGUCGGGGCGACUGAAUGGCUGGAGGGUUACCUGUCCAUGCUCCACCUGAAGGCUGUAGCCUACUUCAGUCUGGACCAGGCCGUCAUGGGUGAUGAUGUCCUGUCGGCCUACACCAGUCCUCUACUGGUCGACCUGGUGGAUGCUGCAAUCAGACAGGUGGAGCAUCCCAAACAUGUGGGUCAGACCAUCUACAGCCAGGCUGAGAAAGAGGGAGGCAGCUGGAGGAUGUGAGACACACACACACACACACACACACAGACACACACACACACACACACACAGA